Molecule: messenger RNA, 778 nt
Organism: Zalophus californianus (California sea lion)
Lineage: Eukaryota; Metazoa; Chordata; Mammalia; Carnivora; Otariidae
Gene: MRGPRX2
Product: MAS related GPR family member X2
Biological process (GO): G protein-coupled receptor signaling pathway
Cellular component (GO): membrane
Molecular function (GO): G protein-coupled receptor activity
Source: RefSeq, a predicted model, not a curated record
CAGAGAGUAGAGAAGCACUCUCUGCUGUUUCUCAAUCUCAGGAAAACUCUUCCUUUUCUAUUCUCUACCCCCAGCAAGAAGAAUGGUGCUCUGGUUUUUCAUCAUCGUGUGGACCUUUGCCUACAUCACAAGCCUGAGCAUUCUCAGUGCCAUUAGCACGGAGCGCUGCCUGUCCGUCCUGUGUCCCAUCUGGUACCGCUGCCACCGCCCAAGAUACAUGUUAACUGUGAUGUGUGCCCUGCUCUGGGCCCUGUCCCUGCUGCCGAGCAGCCUGGGAGGGAAGUACUGUGGCUUCCUGUUACGAGAUUUUGACGAUGGUUGGUGUUGGGCAUUUGAUUUCAUCGCUGCCACCUGGCUGAUUUUCUUAUUUGUGCUUCUCUCUGGGUCCAGCCUGGCCCUGCUGACCCGAUUGCUGUGUGGCCCCCAUCGGCUGCAGGUGACCAGGCUGUACGCAACCGUGGUGCUCACAGUGCAGGUUUUCCUCCUCUGCGGCCUGCUCGGCAUUCACUGGUUCCUCUUACACUGGAUUCGGAGGAGUUCUGAUACAGUCCUCAGGCAUCUUAAUCUGGCUGCAAUUGCCCUGUCCUGUGUCAACAGCUGUGUCAACCCUAGCAUUUACUUCUUCGUUGGCUCCUGUAGACAGCGGUGGCCACAGCGGCACAAGAGCCUCAAGAUGGUCCUCCAGAGGGCUCUGCAGGACAUAUCAGGAGGGGAUGAGAGUGAAGCCAGCCUUCCUCAGGAAACUCUGGAGAUGGCAGGGAGCGGGCUGGUGUCCUGA